Molecule: messenger RNA, 878 nt
Organism: Sciurus carolinensis (gray squirrel)
Lineage: Eukaryota; Metazoa; Chordata; Mammalia; Rodentia; Sciuridae
Gene: Msmp
Product: microseminoprotein, prostate associated
Exons: 3
Coding region: 315-734 (139 amino acids)
Source: RefSeq, a predicted model, not a curated record
CCACCUCCCUCCCUCUAGCUGUGCUGGGGCAUGAAUCAGCUCUCACAGCUUGUUAAAGCUGGACCUCUUGUUUUCAUGCCCUCACCUCAGGAAACAGAGUUACAGCCUUUCCAGCUCUACUCAGCAGGGGACCAGGGUCCUCACUUUAUAAACAUCCCAGCCUGGAGAGCAGAGGGCAAGGAGAUGGUGUGAGAAAGGAGUCCAGGGAAAAAGAGAAAAACUAAGACUCAAGGAGCGAAGCAAAGCAAAGCCAAGAGGACAAGUAUCCUGAACAGAAGAGGCCAAGAAGGGUCCAAGAGAGCUGUGCUGCAAGAAUGGCCCUGAGGCUGCUCUGGGCUGGACAGACCAAGGGGAUCCUGGGAGGCUGGGGGAUCAUCUGCUUGGUGAUGUCUCUACUCUUGCAGCACCCAGGAGUCCACAGCAAGUGUUACUUCCAAGCUCAAGCCCCCUGUCACUAUGAGGGGAAAUAUUUCACCUUGGGUGAGUCUUGGCUCCGAAAGGACUGUUUCCAUUGCACCUGCCUGCAUCCUGUCGGUGUGGGCUGCUGUGACACGUCUCAGCACCCCAUCGACUUCCCCGCUGAGUGUGAGGUACAUCAAGAGGCAGGAACCUGCCAGUUCUCCCUGGUGCAAAAAUCUGACCCUCGGCUGCCCUGUAAAGGGGGAGGACCUGACCUAGAGUGGGGCUCAGCUAACACCCCUGUUCCUGGGGCUCCUGCUCCUCACUCCAGCUAAACUCAACUGAUCACCUGUCUGCAGACUGCUCACUGCUGUUGCCACUUCCAGGGAAACCACUAGCAGCUGCCAAUUUAUUCUGAAUAAAUAAAUUAAUGCUACAGCUGAAAGUCUGCCCCUCUCUCUCUCUCUCUCUUUUUUUCC